Molecule: messenger RNA, 5823 nt
Organism: Poecilia reticulata (guppy)
Lineage: Eukaryota; Metazoa; Chordata; Actinopteri; Cyprinodontiformes; Poeciliidae
Gene: hectd2
Product: HECT domain containing 2
Biological process (GO): protein polyubiquitination
Molecular function (GO): ubiquitin protein ligase activity
Source: RefSeq, a predicted model, not a curated record
GUAAGUUUUCAUUUCCCUCUGUUAUGUUUGGAUUCCCCUUCAGAUGGUUUAACAGAUUUUAUGAGUUUUUCUCUCCCUUGCAGCAGUUUUGCUCUUUUAUUUUGAAUCCUGUUCCCCCCUCUCUCUGCUGGUGACGCUGGGUCUCCAGGCGCCUCCUCCUCUUCAUCCUCCUCCUCCUCCUCCAAACAUGGCGCCGGCUCGCUGCUGGGCUGCCUCCCCGACCGACGACGCAGAAAAGCAGAGAAAGAAGCGCAGACGCAGCGGGUAGAAACUUUCCUUUAACGUUUUUAGAACCUGUUUUUAACUUUCUCCCGCGGCGCUCCCGCUGUUUGGAGAGAUCCACGCCAGACUUUUACGCGCAGCCUGCUUGUUUGGAGACGUUUGCGCGUCAGGCUGUGCGCGUAACGGGCAUCUCACCUGUCCGACGAAGGGAGAUUUCACUCCGCUUGUUGUAGGAUGUGAAUCUCCCUGAUUUCCCCUGGUUGCGGAGCGCAGAGGCGGACAUCUGCGGGGAAAACAUGCGCAGCCCUGUGAGGAGCAGCACCGCAGGCGCAGCUGAGGACUGAGACUUUCCACGGAGGAAAAACACGUUUUCCACUCUUCAGGAUGGAUGGAGAACAUUCUGCUCUGUCGGGAGUUGAGAGGGAAAGAGAGAGGCUUCCACCCAUCUACACCAGCUCUCCUCCUGUUUUGGGACGAGGACCCAAGCAGCCGUUUCCAUCUCUGGGAACCUUCAUCUCCACGCUCAGCCAGAGGAGAGACGCGGGAGGGCGGGGCUUCGCCAUCGGCAUCGGGGGCCCGCUGACCGGCCCGCUGGGGAUCAGGCACACGGUCAGGGAGCUGCCUCCCAUCUGCAGCGACGUCCGGCAGAAGCAGCGGCUCUCCAUCGACACGCUGCCUCAGGAGGUCAAAGCUCCGUUCCCCUGCGACCCCGUCAUCCCGCUCCGGACCAAAACCACCAAGGAGUUCCAGGACGACGUGGAGCGAGCCGCCCAAUCAGGUGACUGGAGGGACGUCAGAGAGUUUUACCUGACGACCUUCGACUCCUUCGUAGAAAUCAACGCCGCCUUCAAGCGGGAGGCCAACGGAUUGUUCAACACUAUCGAGGACUCGGGAGUCAACGGCAAGUUCGUCAGCGCCGUUUACGACUCGCUGCUCAGCACACCUCAGGACAUCCAGAAGUCGGUCUUGAAAGGAAUCAUCAACAGCCUGCUGAGAGAGUGGAAAGGGCCUCGGACAAAAGACGACCUGCGGGCGUAUUUCGUUCUGAUCCAGAACCCCCAGUAUUCCAGCACCAGCACCUACGUGAUCUUCGCUCACCUGCUGCGGCAGAUCGCAGCGCUGUCCGAGGCCGACCACCACUUCCUGGUUCACUGGCUCAAGAGGCUGUCGGCCAGGCGCUUCCGGCAGCUGGUGGAGCGCCUCCUGCAGUUCAUCUCCACGCGCCUGUUUCCUGCAGAGCCAGACGAGCUUCCUCCUCCAGCCAAGUGUUCCUGGUGGAUUCCCUCGGCCACCAAAGUGCUCAGCCUGUUCAAUGCAGCCAACAGCGUCUCCUCUCCUCCCAUCAUGCCCUUCACCGACUUCUACAACAUCACUCUGGAGCACAUUGACUUCAUGGAGGACUACAGGACCUGGCAGAACUACGGCAACUCAAACAGGUUUUCUUUUUGUCAGUUCCCCUUCAUCCUGUCGACCGCGGUGAAGAAAGCCAUCAUCCAGAAGGACUCGGAGCAGCAGAUGAUCAGCCAGGCCAGGCUCAGCCUGGUGAGCAAAGUGUCCCGCAGGCAGAGGGUGGACAUGAACCUGCUGUUCCUCAACAUUAAAGUUCGACGAGCACAACUCCUGAGCGACUCGCUGGAUGAGUUGAUGAGGAAACGGUGCGACCUGAAGAAGAAGCUGCGGGUGACGUUUGUCGGGGAGGCGGGGCUUGACAUGGGCGGUCUGACGAAGGAGUGGUUCCUGCUGCUGGUUCGUCAGAUCUUCCACACCGACUACGGGAUGUUUUCCUUCAUGAAGGACUCGCGCUGCCACUGGUUCAGCAGCUGGAAGAGCGACAACUACUCUGAGUUCCAGAUGGUCGGGACUCUGAUGGGCUUAGCGGUUUACAACAGCAUUGCUCUGGACAUCCACUUCCCUCUCUACUGCUACAGGAAGCUGCUGACUCCGCCCACUGUACCGUCUGAUCCUAAUGCUUUUGUUGGCACGGCAACAGCCACCUUGGACGACCUGCAGCAGGUCAUGCCUGAUCUGGCUCACGGCUUGGCGGAGCUGCUGAGCUACGAGGGAAACGUGGAGGAGGAUUUCUACCUCACCUUCCAGGUGUUCCAAGAGGAGAUGGGCGUAGUCAAAUCCUACAACCUGAAACCCGCAGGAGACAAAAUCCCCGUCACCAAGCAGAACAGGAAGGAGUACGUCCAGCUCUACAUCGACUUCCUGCUGAACAAAUCCAUCUACAAACAGUUUGCCGCCUUCUACCACGGCUUCCACAGCGUGUGUGGCUCAGACGCCCUGAUGCUGCUGCGGCCGGAGGAGGUGGAGAUGCUGGUGUGCGGCAGCCCGGAGUUGGACAUGAUCGCUCUGCAGAAAGCUGCGCAGUACGAAGGCUACAGCAAGAUGGACGCCACUGUGAGGUUCUUCUGGGACGUGGUUCUGGCGUUUCCUCUGGAGCUGCAGAAGAAGCUGCUGCACUUCGCCACCGGCAGCGAUCGCGUUCCCGUCGGAGGAAUGGCCGACCUCAACUUCAAGAUCUGCAAGAUCGACGUUCCGGCAGACUGGCUGCCCGUCUCUCACACCUGCUUCAACCAGAUCUGUUUGCCUCCGUAUCGAACGCGGAAGGAGCUCAAACACAAACUCACCAUCGCCAUCUCCAACGCCGAAGGCUUCGGCCUGGAGUGAAGGCCUGCGGACAGGAACACCAACAGAGACUGUCACUCUGCGUCUGCCGUGGAUCUCUGUGGAUCUCUGUGGAUCAGGAACUGAGCAGGUCCCUUUGUCUCCUGAUCAGACCGGAGCUUUAACCCAACACCUGAACAACGGCUCAACAAAUCGCUUCCACAUCAACUCUGUUGGUUCUGCUUUAACAACCCGAUGAACAGAAACCAAACGGAUGUGCAACACUGUGCAAAAGCUUUUUCCAGUUUACAUGUUUAUUUCCUCAUUGCAGAGCAGAAACGGAAACUCUCUGCCUGCCAAGUGCCUUAAACAGAACAAACCUGCUGCCGUUUUCUAUCCGCUCCUGUUUUAGACCGAUGGUAAAACAUUUUGCAGUAUUUUUAAAGUUUUGUGUUAUUGAUAAACCUUUUGCACAGUAUUGUUGAUGUUAUCUGGGAUAUAAGUCUGACUAGUCUCUGAUAGGUGAAAAUAACUUUAAAAAUUCUCGUUUUAAUGUUGAAACGCGUUAAGUUUGUGCUGAAGUCGGAACAUCAGUGGGUGAAAACGGUGGAGCCUCUAAUGUCAGACAGGAUGGAUUUUGCAGAAAGCAAACAGAAACUCCUGAAGACUAAACUGGACAACAUCCUCCUGUAAUGGCUGCCAGUCUGGACCUAAACAUGGCCGUCAGAGGUUUAACUCUAAAUCUGUUGCUGUAGGUUUACAAACCAUGGUCAGUUUUUCAGAACAAACACAAAUACAGCUGAGAACCUUUUUGACAUUAAGUAUAAAUGCCUCCAGGUUCAGCUGAUGAAGAUCUGGUGUAAAGUUCAACUAAAACAUCUGAAUAAACUCCUAAACUUUCAUUUUAUGAUCUGCACACCUGAUUCCAUGUAUUUAAACAUGGCCGCCAUUCAGGAAGGCUAAUUAUUUAUGUUGGCAUCAUCGUGUUUUCCAGUUGGUAUCAGGCAACAUGUUCUGCUUUUUGCAAAAACCUCCCAUUUCUGCUGCAGCAUUAACAGCAGAGGCUCCAUCUCAUAGUUUCUCAGGUAUUGAUUUGAAUCGAGAAUAUUUUUUCUGGUCCUGUUUAUUCGGUUCUGAACGGAUUAAUCAGGAGAAUUGAGGCGUGGAGGUUUAACUGAAGGUAAAGCUCGUGUAAGUAAGCUAGCUAGCUUGUUGGACAUAACGGUGUUAACGUUUCCUGACGUCCGACACUUUAUGAUUUCCAGAAAUGUUUUUUAUUUGCUUUGUUUGCAGCACACUGUUACGACUGAACGCUUUAUUUUGAAGAAUGCUUUUGUAUAUUACGAGACGCAGCUUGUGGCUUGUUUCCUUUGACAUUGCGGCCGGUUGGAUUGAACAGAGGCUGCAGCAUAAGUGUUGCUUUGCUGUGUUUUGUGACGUUCAGGACCUGCAGACCGGCUUCCAGAUGGGCUGCUGCGUUUGUGUGUUUGGUGCUUUUAAAUUAUUACUCCUUGUUUCGGUCCGUCCAGUCCGGGUCCAACUGCACCGCCUCCAGAUCAAUGUUGUCACUUUAUCCACACCACAUCGAUCGCUCAGACCAGCUCUGCCGACAACCCGACCUACUGACCCAGUUUGGGUUCGGUUUGCCUCAGAGAUCAAAACCUUGGGUCUAGAAAUGAAUCGUCUUCCAGCUGCAGGUUGGAAAGUCAGGGAUGUGUUGCUUAUUUUAUUAGAUUGAACUAAAACGAAAACCAGUUAAAUAGUUCAGUUAAAACUGUUUAUCUCUGGGAAGCGGCCAUGUUGGAUGUAGAGGUUAGUUUCUGACGGAAACAUUAAAGUUGGGAGUUUAAAUUCCAACAUGCGGGUAAAAAAUGCAACAUUGCAGCAUAACUUGAAAACAUCCUGAGCUUGGAUGACAUCUAGAUGUUGGACAGUCUUCAGAUCAGGCACAAUAACACAGAGUCCGAUAUUAUCCAAUGAUCCUGAAAUUAUUCAAACGAAACUCAAUAAAUUAUCUGAUUGAUUGAAAUGAUCAACGCAGGAUUCCCAGUUUACCGUCUCCUAACUGGACCAACUGGAUUUAAAAUCCCAGCUUCAUGUUUACCAUCAUGUCUGUGUUAAAGUCCAGAUGUGAAACAUCAGAACCUUUCCCCAAACACACCACUGAUCUCCUCUUAUAGCGUUAUGGUUAGUUAAAUGCAGGUGGAUAUCACUGGUUAAUUUUAACCACCGUGGCUAAAAGCGUCGAGUCCGGCAGGAUGAACUCCAGUAACCAGCGGUGGUGGUUCUAGUUCUGGCCCGGUUCUAAUCUGGGUCUCUGGGAGGCCACGGUCUGGAAAAGAUCCUCACUCAACAACCCAUUCAGUUUUCACCUCAGUCGUCUGCAGCCCAGAACGUUCAGCUGAUUCUACCGUCUCUUUUGGUGUUGGUUCUGAAUCUGCGGUGCUGUCUGGUCCGAAGUCCCACAUAGCAAACUGAAGUAUCCCGGCAACCGUCGAGAAACUCCUCCGGCUGCACUGUCCAAAUUUACAUGGCUGUAAUCUGGGUCACUCAUUCACUCAGCCAACAAUGGAUCCUUUAUGUUAUGUAAUGAUGGGGCUGGAGCUGCUCUCUGCUGAGAGACGGACCGGGCCAGAACCCCAGAACCGGGCCGCUGGUUAAAGGCUGGACUCUGACAUGACUCAGAAAUGUGUUUGACUUUGACUCGGUUCUGUUGUACGUCAAAUGGACCAAACUGUGUCAGGUUAUACAGUGGAGGAGUGAAGACCCGUUUGAAAAUAGUUCUAACUGGGUCCCGGGUUUGUUGAGAUGUAAUUAUUUUCUCUGGUCAGGUGUUUAAGUUAAACGCGGACGGAUCGGAGGAGCAGCUGACCCGUGCAUGACCCGGUUUGUAAACCCGCUGUGGCUUUUGUUGCUGUGUAAUGAUGUGUGUGACUCCACAGAUAUUUGCAAUAAACCCAAACGAAGGCUCACGCCUCCUGAUAACGGCGG